AUGUCUCCUACCUUGCUCAGGAAUGUCGACACAGUUGAAAUUGUGAACAUCCACCAAUGUGACAUGGAAUUCUCCUUGGUGGAUGAUGUGUACAAGAAUCUGGACCCACCAGCUGGAAAACAGCGCACGUUCCCUACCCUCCUACUCUACGACGCCAAGGGAUUGAAGCUCUUUGAGGAGAUCACUUACUUGGAUGAGUAUUACCUUACCAACACUGAAAUCGAGAUAUUGAAAAAGCAUGCGAAGAAGAUAGUCGCACAUAUUCCAGAAAAUGCACAGUUGGUGGAGCUCGGCAGUGGAAACCUGCGCAAGAUCGAGAUUCUACUUCGAGAAUGUGAACGGAGUGAAAAGAAAGUAGAUUACUAUGCUUUGGACCUUUCAUUGGGGGAAUUGCAGCGAACAUUUUCCGAAAUCUCGCCCGAAAGCUUCAUCCAUGUAGGAUUCCAUGGUCUUCAUGGAACGUACGAUGAUGCUGUCGGCUGGCUAAAAAGCCCAGAAAAUCGGAAGCGACCGACACUGGUAUUGUCAAUGGGAUCAUCCAUGGGCAAUUUCAGUCCCCCGGAUGCUGCAGACUUCCUUGGUGGUUUUUCCAAGCUAUUAGGCCCGUCCGAUUUUCUACUUGUCGGAUUGGAUGCAUGCAAAAACCCGGAAAAGGUGUUUAGGGCAUAUAACGACAGCAAGGGCAUUACUCGAAAAUUCUAUGAGAAUGGCCUCCUGCAUGCCAACAGGGUCCUUGGAUUCAAGGCCUUCAAAGCUGAUGAAUGGGAGAUUUUGACCGAUUACGAUAACCGCGAGGGACGGCAUCAAGCCUUUUAUGUUUCGAAAGUUGAUGUGAUCAUCAAUGGGAUCAAGAUUCGCAAAGGAGAAAAGCUCAUCUUUGAAGAGGCAUGGAAGUACGGUCGCAACGAACGGGAUCAGCUGUGGCGUAAUGCAAACCUCAUCUCUCAGGUCGAAUUCGGAAACUCGACAGAUGAUUAUCACCUGCAUCUGCUAUCACCUGCUGCGCUCGAUCUGUCUAUGAACCCUUCAAAGUAUGCAGCCCAACCGAUCCCGAGCAUUGAAAACUUUCAGUCUCUGUGGACUGCGUGGGAUCUCGCAACUAGAACCAUGGUCCCUCACGAGGAGCUUUUGUCUCAACCGAUCAAGCUCAGAAAUGCGUUGAUCUUUUAUUUUGGUCAUAUUCCGACAUUUCUUGAUAUUCACCUGACGCGGGCUUUGCAAGAGGAAUCAACUGAGCCUAGUAAUUAUAAAACAAUUUUUGAGCGCGGCAUUGAUCCGGACGUUGAAGAUCCACAGCAAUGCCACAGCCACAGCGAGAUACCCGAUGAGUGGCCGCCACUGGACGAAAUUCUUGAUUACCAAGAUAGAGUGCGGAAUCGUGCGCUCUCAAUCCUACAACAGGGAUAUGCGUCGCAAGACCGUGCUCUUGGAGAAGCUCUUUGGAUUGGCUAUGAGCACGAAGCAAUGCACCUCGAGACCUUCCUCUACAUGCUGAUCCAGAGUGAUAAGACUCUUCCUCCCACAGGUGUUGAUCGCCCGGACUUUGAGCAAAUCAAUCGCCAAGCGAAGAUAAACAAAAAGCCAAACAAGUGGUUCAGAAUUCCACGGCAGACUAUUGAAAUUGGAUUGAAUGAUUCCAAUGAAGAAGUUGUGCCAAAUCAAUCCUUUGGCUGGGACAACGAGAAGCCCCAAAGAAAAGUCACCGUGCAUGCCUUUGAAGCUCAAGCUCGGCCCAUCACCAAUGGUGAGUAUGCCAAGUAUAUACAGGAUAAGGGCAUUAAAACCUAUCCCGCGUCUUGGGUGUUCAAGCCAAGCCAAGACAAUCCCGUUUCCAAGGGAAUCAGCUCUUCAGAUGCUCAGGCCGGUUCGAGCUCCAGUCCCGCAGGACUCUCUCUGAAAGACAUCACAGUUCGAACUGUGUUCGGGCCUGUGGCUCUUGAAGUUGCACAAGACUGGCCAUUGGCUGCUUCCUACGAUGAGGUGGCGAGCUAUGCAAAGUGCAUGAAAUGCAGGAUCCCGACGUUUGAAGAGACCAGGAGUAUCUAUCAUUACUCGGACCAACUCAAAGGUGAUCGAGUAACAAAUGAUCACAGGAAUGGGGUCAACGGGCUUGCUAAUGAUAGCAAGCCCAAUUCUACCGAUCAGACUGUUUUCCGUGAUCUCACUGGUUGUAAUGUUGGUUUCAAUAACUGGCACCCUAUCCCUGUCACAUCCAAUGGGGAUCAGUUAGCUGGCCAGGGUGAAAUGGGAGGUGUCUGGGAAUGGACCAGCACACCAUUGAUGCCGCACGAUGACUUCAAAGCUAUGGACAUUUACCCUGGAUACACAUCGGACUUCUUUGAUGGAAAACACAAUAUUGUUCUCGGUGGCUCGUGGGCAACUCUGCCUCGCAUUGCUGGCAGGACUACUUUUGUCAAUUGGUACCAGCAUAACUACCGCUAUGCAUGGGCGGGUGCACGACUAGUUAGAGAUAUUUAG
Penicillium digitatum Pd1 is the source of this 2478-nucleotide messenger RNA. Its product is annotated as DUF323 domain protein. NCBI's taxonomy places the organism in Eukaryota, Fungi, Ascomycota, Eurotiomycetes, Eurotiales, Aspergillaceae. The record is from RefSeq and is a predicted model, not a curated record.